AGCUGACACCUUGCUCAUCCGGCUUAAAGUUCGCUGUCAAAGCACAAGGAGCACACAUGGUUUGUUUUGCAGCUUUCGUGCUCCCUGCAUCACUGCUUUUGUGAGCAGGACGAGACCGGAGCAAAGGGCUCGUUUGUUUCCAUGCUCUCUCCUUCUGCUCUGCGAAUGUGGGAAGCAGCCAAGCCCUGCUCCGUCUGGUUUUUAUUACCGUGGAGGAUCAGGCUGCAGGGAUCAGGCUGCUUUUAACUCACAAAGCACCCGGCAGGAAACCACGCCAGUUCCCAAGCAGCGAGAGAGAAACUGAAAGCUGUCGGCCAGGAGAUCAGCCUUGAGUUUAUUUUUGCCAUUUCCCAACACUGGUGCUCCGGCUGCUUGGAAAUAGCGGAGUGUUUCACAGCUCCCUGGCUGGGAAGAGCAUUUUUUGGGGAAAAAAAGAAACCAACAACAAACAACUGUGGGGCUGGAGCGGAGCAGGGAGGUGGAUUUUGACCUAUCUGGCAGAAUGGAAGGCAAAAGCCUACCCAUGAGCUCAGAUUUCCAGCAUUACAGUUUCAGGAUGCCGAACAUCGGGUUCCAGAACCUGCCUCUCAACAUAUAUAUCGUGGUUUUUGGCACGGCCAUCUUCGUCUUCAUCCUCAGUUUACUGUUCUGUUGCUACUUGAUCAGGCUCAGACAUCAAGCACACAAAGAGCUUUACGCCUACAAACAGGUAAUACUCAAGGAGAAGGUGAAGGAGUUGAACCUACACGAGAUUUGUGCCGUUUGCUUGGAGGAGUUCAAGCCCAAGGACGAGCUGGGGAUCUGCCCGUGCAAACAUGCCUUCCACAGAAAGUGCCUCAUCAAAUGGCUGGAGGUGCGCAAGGUGUGUCCGCUCUGCAACAUGCCCGUGCUGCAGCUGGCACAGCUGCACAGCAAGCAGGAUCCAGGCCCUCCCCAGGGUCCUCUACCUGGAGCAGAGAACAUCGUAUAGCUCUGCACCAGCACGGACUGCCCCGGGGCUGCUGGGGGGUACCUGGAGACGACCAAAGCACUACGGCACCAGCAAGGAGCCAAGCUGGGGACAGGAGGAUGGAGAGCUGAGAGCACUUUAGGGAAGUAGCAUCCCCACGCCCCAAAAUGGUGCUUGGCCUCGGAAUGGGGUUUUCCUCACCGGGAACAUGGAGCUCAGUGACUGUCGGGAAGCCUCAGCAUAAUGCCUUGGGAUGGAGCGGUGCCUGAAUGCACUCAUCCCCCUCUGAGCAUCACCCAGGAGAGCCGGUGUCCAUCCUGCACGGUGCUGUGGGGUCAGUGCCAUCCAAAGGGGGAAUUUUCACCCCUGAUUGUGAUCCCUACUGAGGAUUGCAGUUUCUCCUCCCAGGGUUUGGGGCCGGGUGCUUUUUGGGGUGGCUCCCCCUCCUGCUCAGUGCCACGGGCUACCUCAGGGCUUCCUUCAUCCCCGCCAUGGGUAAGAGCAUCUCCCAUUGGUGCAACCACCUCGGUAUCACAGCAAGGUGGGGGCAAACCCUGCCCUUUGGGUUCACGUUGAGCCUGGCUCUUUGGGUUUCCAAGCACGGAUGGCUCAGCACCACCCAAAGUCCCCCCCCAACCCUCCCCGAGUGCCAAAGCUGCUGGGGGCUGCACCACCCCCUCCUCUCCUUUCACCCCACGGGGCAAAUUCAGCCCUUUUCCAGGCAUCGUUCCCCCCUCAACCCUGCAGCUCUUUAUGGGGGGGGUUCCAGUGUUACCCCACAGCGGGGC
Meleagris gallopavo (turkey) is the source of this 1737-nucleotide messenger RNA. RefSeq names its product ring finger protein 24 (gene RNF24). Gene Ontology annotation, molecular function: zinc ion binding; ubiquitin protein ligase activity. NCBI's taxonomy places the organism in Eukaryota, Metazoa, Chordata, Aves, Galliformes, Phasianidae. Gene Ontology annotation, biological process: proteasome-mediated ubiquitin-dependent protein catabolic process. Gene Ontology annotation, cellular component: endomembrane system. The record is from RefSeq and is a predicted model, not a curated record.